This is a messenger RNA of Capsicum annuum, 3415 nucleotides long. Its product is annotated as plasma membrane ATPase 2. Gene Ontology annotation, cellular component: plasma membrane. Gene Ontology annotation, molecular function: ATP binding; P-type proton-exporting transporter activity; ATP hydrolysis activity. Lineage: Eukaryota; Viridiplantae; Streptophyta; Magnoliopsida; Solanales; Solanaceae. Bases 172 to 3153 code for a protein of 993 amino acids. Gene Ontology annotation, biological process: regulation of intracellular pH; proton export across plasma membrane. The record is from RefSeq and is a predicted model, not a curated record. The transcript has 21 exons.
UUAGUAGCUACAAAACAGAGUAAGCAAGUGUUUGAAAGUGUUUAUAUAUUUAACUCUUCCACACUGUUUUUGGAUUUGGUGGGCAACUUAUACUUACACCAAUCCUAUUUCUGGACCCAAAAAAAUCCUAUCUUUCUUUCUUUCUUUGGAAGAGAAGGAAAAGUGAGUAAGAUGGGGGAGAAACCUGAAGUGUUAGAUGCUGUGUUAAAGGAAACUGUUGAUUUGGAGAAUAUACCCAUUGAAGAAGUUUUUGAGAAUUUGAGAUGUACCAAAGAUGGUCUUACUAGUACUGCUGCCCAAGAAAGGUUGGCAAUUUUUGGGUACAACAAACUUGAGGAGAAAAAGGAGAGCAAAUUCUUGAAAUUUCUGGGGUUUAUGUGGAACCCACUAUCAUGGGUUAUGGAAGCUGCUGCUAUUAUGGCAAUUGCUCUUGCAAAUGGAGGAGGAAAGCCUCCGGAUUGGCAAGAUUUUGUGGGGAUCAUUACUUUACUUUUGAUUAACUCAACAAUUAGUUUUAUUGAGGAGAACAAUGCUGGCAAUGCAGCAGCUGCUCUCAUGGCUCGGCUCGCUCCUAAAGCCAAGGUUCUUCGAGAUGGAAAAUGGAAUGAAGAAGAUGCUGCUGUUCUUGUCCCUGGUGACAUAAUCAGUAUUAAACUGGGAGAUAUUAUUCCUGCAGAUGCUCGUCUUCUUGAAGGUGAUCCGCUGAAAAUUGACCAGUCUGCUUUGACUGGUGAAUCACUUCCUGUAACUAAAGGUCCUGGAGAUGGUGUCUACUCGGGUUCCACCUGUAAGCAGGGAGAGAUAGAAGCUGUCGUCAUCGCUACUGGAGUUCAUACCUUUUUUGGGAAGGCUGCUCACCUUGUUGACAGUACAAACCAAGUGGGACACUUCCAAAAGGUUUUGACUGCUAUUGGAAACUUCUGCAUCUGUUCUAUUGCAGUGGGGAUGAUAAUAGAGAUUAUUGUGAUGUACCCAAUUCAACACCGCAAAUAUCGUCCUGGGAUUGACAAUCUUCUUGUCCUGCUCAUUGGUGGAAUUCCAAUUGCCAUGCCAACUGUUCUUUCAGUCACAAUGGCAAUUGGUUCUCAUCGUCUCGCUCAACAGGGUGCAAUUACGAAAAGAAUGACAGCAAUUGAGGAGAUGGCUGGCAUGGAUGUGCUUUGUAGUGACAAGACGGGAACCUUGACACUAAACAAGCUUACUGUUGACAAAAACCUUGUUGAGGUUUUUGCCAAAGGUGUUGAUGCAGACACUGUUGUUCUGAUGGCAGCUCGAGCUUCUCGAACAGAGAACCAGGAUGCCAUUGAUACUGCUAUUGUUGGGAUGCUGUCUGAUCCAAAGGAGGCACGUGCUGGCAUUCGUGAAAUACACUUUCUUCCUUUCAAUCCAACUGACAAGCGAACAGCACUUACUUAUCUUGAUGGUGAAGGAAAAAUGCACAGGGUCAGCAAAGGGGCACCAGAGCAGAUCCUAAAUCUUGCACACAACAAGUCAGACAUAGAACGUAGAGUUCAUGCGGUAAUUGAUAAAUUUGCUGAGAGGGGCCUGCGUUCACUUGGUGUAGCAUACCAGGAAGUUCCAGAGGGAAGGAAGGAGAGCCCUGGAGGACCAUGGCAAUUCAUUGGUCUUCUGCCUUUGUUUGAUCCACCAAGACAUGAUAGUGCUGAGACUAUAAGGAGGGCUUUGAAUCUUGGAGUGAAUGUUAAAAUGAUCACAGGGGAUCAACUUGCUAUAGGAAAAGAAACAGGGCGUCGCCUGGGAAUGGGAACCAACAUGUAUCCUUCAUCUGCUCUGUUGGGGCAGACUAAGGAUGAAUCAAUUGCUUCUUUACCAAUUGAUGAAUUGAUAGAAAAGGCUGAUGGUUUUGCUGGAGUUUUCCCUGGUAUGUACAUUUCAGAAAGUUAUUGUUUCUCUAAUUUUGGUUAUUCACUAGGGCACUUGUUUAUCAGAGUGUAUGUCGUUUACUCAUACCUUGUCUUGUUCAUUCCUUUAGAGCACAAAUAUGAGAUAGUAAAGCGCUUGCAAGCUAGGAAGCAUAUUUGUGGAAUGACUGGUGAUGGAGUCAAUGAUGCUCCUGCUUUAAAGAAAGCCGAUAUUGGGAUAGCUGUUGAUGAUGCCACUGAUGCUGCUCGUAGUGCUUCUGAUAUUGUUCUUACUGAACCUGGUCUCAGUGUCAUCAUUAGUGCUGUUUUGACUAGUCGAGCAAUCUUCCAAAGGAUGAAAAACUACACGAUAUACGCAGUUUCCAUCACAAUCCGUAUUGUGCUUGGUUUUAUGCUUCUGGCCCUUAUCUGGAAGUUUGACUUUCCACCUUUCAUGGUGCUUAUCAUUGCAAUCCUCAAUGACGGUACCAUUAUGACAAUAUCAAAGGAUAGGGUCAAACCAUCUCCUCUGCCUGAUAGUUGGAAGCUGGCUGAGAUUUUCACUACUGGGGUGGUUCUUGGUGGUUACUUGGCAAUGAUGACGGUCAUUUUCUUUUGGGCAGCAUAUGAGACAGAUUUCUUCCCGCGUGUAUUUGGGGUAUCAACACUUCAGAAGACAGCAACUGACGACUUCAGGAAACUUGCAUCAGCAAUUUACCUUCAAGUGAGCACUAUCAGUCAGGCCUUGAUAUUUGUCACAAGAUCUAGAAGUUGGUCGUUUGUUGAGCGUCCUGGUUUGUUGCUUGUGAUUGCUUUUCUGAUUGCUCAACUGGUUGCCACCUUGAUUGCUGUUUAUGCAAGUUGGAGCUUUGCUGCAAUCGAAGGAAUUGGCUGGGGUUGGGCAGGAGUUAUCUGGCUCUACAAUUUAGUAUUCUACUUCCCGCUUGAUAUCAUCAAAUUCUUGAUCAGAUAUGCUCUCAGUGGAAGGGCCUGGGAUCUUGUUCUUGAGCAAAGGAUCGCUUUCACCAGGAAGAAGGAUUUCGGAAAAGAACAACGUGAGCUUCAAUGGGCACACGCACAGAGGACCCUUCAUGGGCUGCAAGUUCCUGACACCAAAUUGUUUAGUGAAGCUACCAAUUUCAAUGAGCUUAAUCAGUUGGCUGAGGAAGCAAAGAGAAGAGCUGAAAUCGCUAGGCAACGUGAGCUGCACACACUUAAAGGUCACGUGGAAUCAGUCGUGAAGUUGAAGGGUCUUGACAUAGAGACAAUUCAGCAAUCAUACACUGUUUGAUGGGAGAGUGAGCAUGUUUGACUAGCGUUACUUAACCGGUGAGUUGGUGAUAGAAUGAAGACAUAAUGAGUGUGAGUUACCUCUGGAGCAACAAGUUCAUAGUAGUAACGUCUUCAGCGCUUAAAAGUGCCUUAUAUAUUCUAUACAUUUUUUUCCUUCGAAUUUUUGUUUUUUCUUUUCUUGCUUUCAAGACUUGACUCCAUUAUAUAUGUGACAAUUGACCAAGAAUGAAUAUUUCAGCUAUAACAGCAUUCAUCGUCUA